AAAAAAACACAAAAUUCUUUGUUAUUGUUGGAGCAGAAUACAGACAAAGUGGAAGAGGUUGAACGUGUCUCCAUUUCCGGAUGUCAACAAAAAGGCCUUCCAGUUUCCAUUCUUAUCGAAAUCCAGCCACGAUUGGCUGCUAUACACAAUUUUCUACCCAAAAAGCUUAUUGCUUUACUUUUCCUGUUUAAUCAAAUUCAUCGUACCCACAAGAAAAAUUGGAAUCAAGGUAAACCACUGCUGGGUUUUUCCAAUCCAGUCCCAAGCUCAAAUGGGUCGCCGUCAAACCGAGUCCGAAGCCGGCCGUUUUACCAUUCUGAUACUUUUCUUGUUGGGUAUAAUCUCAUUUUGCAUGGUCUAUUUUUGUCUCUCUGUGGUCUUCAAUCCCAGUAGCAGCAUCACAAAAACUUCGAUCUCUGACCUGGAUGGAUAUGGUGGUGUUGGAGAUUUGGGGACUGAAGAGAAAGAAGAACAAGAAGAAGAAGAAGAAGGAAAAGAAGAAGUUUGCUGCAGAGGGAUUGAGCAUUUGGAGCUCUGGGGAGAUGCUGUGAAAUGGGGUUCUGACUUUAAGGUUAAUUCUUCAGAGGAAUGUUGCAUGGCGUGUAAGGCUAUGUGUAGGAGAGAUGGGCCUUGUUCUUGUGAUUCAUGGGUGUUUUGUGGGAAUCCAGAGGCUUGUGGACCUAGAUUUGGUGAGUGCUGGUUGAAAAAACAAAAGAAUUCCUUGGAGCCUGAUCGGCGAGACUCAGGUGAUCAGGUUAUAUGGACUUCUGGGCUUGUCUUUGCAAAAAGAGAGGGUAUAGUUGGUUUGGAAACAGAACAUGGGAUUCUUCGUAUAAAGCUUUUUCCUGAAUGUGCCCCACAUUCUGUUUUCUACAUUUUAGAGCUAUCGCAAUUGCAUCACUCUGUGGGUUGCCACUUUUAUCGUGCAGAAAGCAGGGGAAGCUAUUGGGAUUCAAAAGGAAACCAUAUAGAAAUUGCCCCAUUUGGACCUCCUUUUGCACUAAUACAAGGAACACUCGAAGCCCAUGGGACCAUCUUCAAGGAGAUUCCAACAGAGGUUUGCCCAAUCAUCCGAAGAGGAUCAAUUGCAUGGAUUGGUUCUGGCCCUGAAUUCUUUAUCAGCCUGGCUAACCAUGUUGAAUGGAAGAAAGCAUACACUGUCUUUGGCUCGGUUCUCCCUGAAGACAUGGAAAUCGCCGAGAAAAUUUCACAGCUUCCAACUAAACUGGACGUUUGGAGUAACAUCAGUGUCUCUGUGUUGGAAAAACCUGUUCCAUUACGGUUCAAAAGGAUCGAGACAGAUUCAUGACCAAGGUUAUAUAUAGCAAACAUGUAUGCAAUAGAUCCAAGUCACUCAGCACUACAAUUCUUUUUCAAUGUGUUAAAAUUCAGAUUUUUGGUUCUUGGGGUAUCCUUUAGUUGAUCAAAUUUGUGGAUAUUUUAUUCAUCAAACAAAAAUUUGUGGAUAUCUUAGAUUUAAGUUUGUAGAUAGACGAAGGAUUUCAAAAUGAAAUAGAUUCAAUCUAUACUUUGGUUCGAAA
This is a messenger RNA of Ziziphus jujuba (common jujube), 1541 nucleotides long. RefSeq lists its product as uncharacterized. Gene Ontology annotation, molecular function: peptidyl-prolyl cis-trans isomerase activity. Bases 272 to 1309 code for a protein of 345 amino acids. Gene Ontology annotation, biological process: protein peptidyl-prolyl isomerization. NCBI's taxonomy places the organism in Eukaryota, Viridiplantae, Streptophyta, Magnoliopsida, Rosales, Rhamnaceae. The record is from RefSeq and is a predicted model, not a curated record. The transcript has 5 exons.